Molecule: messenger RNA, 2418 nt
Organism: Anolis sagrei ordinatus
Lineage: Eukaryota; Metazoa; Chordata; Lepidosauria; Squamata; Anolidae
Gene: ACP2
Product: acid phosphatase 2, lysosomal
Biological process (GO): lysosome organization; dephosphorylation
Cellular component (GO): lysosome
Molecular function (GO): acid phosphatase activity
Source: RefSeq, a predicted model, not a curated record
CAUGGAGAUCGGUCCCCAGUGAAGGCAUAUCCCCGAGAUCCCUAUCAGGAAAGUGCCUGGCCCCAAGGAUUUGGACAACUCUCUCAGAUGGCAAUAAAACCCGUUUGGCUGUUAAACUGUUACUGUUGACAUAUGUAGGAAGGGAUGCGGCAACAAUGGGACUUGGGCCAAGCACUCCGAAAACGCUAUGUUGAAUUUCUGAAUGCUUCAUACAACAGACAAGAGAUCUUCAUACGCAGCACGGAUUUUGAUCGGACCCUGAUGAGCGCUGAGGCUAAUCUGGCAGGACUGUACCCUCCAGAGGGCCAGCAGGUCUUCCGUCCCAAUGUUUCUUGGCAGCCCAUCCCUGUCCACACAGUUCCUGAUUCUUUGGAACGGCUCCUGAAGUUUCCUUUAUCUCAUUGUCCUCGCUACGAACAACUGCAAAAUGAGACCCGACAGACAGCAGAAUAUGUGAAUAAGACUGUUGAAAACAUGCAAUUCUUGGAAAUGGUAGCAAAUAUGACAGGAAUCCAGGAUGUUACUCUAGAAAGUGUCUGGAGUAUAUAUGACACACUUUUCUGUGAGAAAGCACACAAAAUGCCUUUACCAGAUUGGGUUACUACUGAGGUGAUGACGCAGCUGCAGCAACUGAAGGAUUUCAGCUUUAAAUUCCUUUUUGGGAUUCACAGACAGGUGGAAAAAAGUCGUCUGCAAGGGGGGGUCCUUCUGUCUCAAAUCAGAAAAAACCUGACUCUAGCUAUAAAUGCCUCUUCACCCUCCCACUUGAAAAUGCUUAUGUACUCAGCACAUGACACCACUCUUGUGGCACUACAGAUGGCACUGGAUGUUUACAAUGGAAAACAAGCACCAUAUGCUUCAUGUCAUAUAUUUGAGUUAUUCCAGGAAGAUGACAGAAAUUUCUCUGUGGAGAUGUUCUUUAGGAAUGAGAGUGGAAAAGAGCCUUACCCCCUGCAGCUGCCUGGGUGUGAGCAGCGCUGCCCCCUUCUCAAAUUCUUGCAACUCACAGAGCCUGUUAUUCCACAGAACUGGAAACAGGAAUGCCAGAUAGCAAAUUCCAUGAAAGACAUAGAAUUUAUCGUGGGUUUGGCUAUCUGUGGCUGCAUCCUCUUCCUGCUUAUUGUCCUGCUCCUGAUAGUAAUAUUCCGUGCAAAGUCACAGCCUCCGGGCUAUCGGCACAUUUCCGAUGAAGGAGAGGAACAGCCUUGACAAUUGCUCCAGCCCCUUCUGAUGGGGCAGCCAUAGGGAACAGCAUUUGCCCCAGGAACAAAAGGGGUGUCUUUCAGUGACUAAGUGUCUUUUUUGGUUUGCCUUGAUUGCUUUUAAGCCCAAAGGCCCAAGACUAACUGGUGCAGCUUCUGCAUCAUGCAGUUUAUUUGGAGUGAAAUUUUAGUCGGAUUUGGGGUUGCUGUUUGUCAGUCUGUGACAAGUUCUAUCAAGGACACAAUCUUACUUCCUUUGAACCCAAUGUGCUGUUUAUAGUCUCCACUACUGGUCCAGAAAAGGCGAAUUUUCCAACUAAAGCAUGCUGCUUCUUAGAAAGCCUUGUACAGUAUAGCAGUUAUUAUUUGUACAUCUCCUAGUUGUGAGAAAGGGACCGAAUGCUAAACCAGCAAUAACUGGCUUCUCCGGCCGAGCCAGUAACGGGGAAUCAAACCACUACCUCCCUUUGUAGAACACAGUCUGGCUGCAAUCCUAAACAUUUUUAGAGUAAAUCCCAAUGGACCCAAGGGAUUCCCUUUUAAAUAAACAUGCACUGUUUAGUGCUGUUAAGUAAUUUUCUCUAACCCAUUAGAAUGUUCUAAGGGGAAAAGUUGGAACUGGACCAAAUCAGCCAUUCCUGUGAUGGGUGCCACUUGAGCUGAGAUUCCAAUACAAGUGCAAUACAAUAGAAAGGCAGCUCCUUUCACCCACUACAUAAUCUGACUUCCUAAUCAUCACUGCAUUAAUUGACGGCUAACACUUGCCACAGGCACUACAAGAUCUUAUUGAGGGUGAAGGCUCUGCAUCUUCACCAAAUAUCCUCCACGUGUUUAUUUCUUCCCAAGACCCUGUACAUGGACUUAUCAAUAGACUUCAGCUGGCAGAACAGAUCUGCGAAAAAAGUUGGCCAACUUAGCUUGGGAACUAUCCUCGCCCGUAUUUUCUUUGCUGAUCACCUAAACUGCAUGACAUAACUCCUGCAGGUCAGGAGACAAGCCUGGAGUCAAAGGAAGCCCAGAAGAGUAUCUGCUACAAAUGGGUCAGCUACCAAUACAUUGAUAUCCCGCAACCAAGGUAAUAAAUCAAGAGAGAAAGCAAUCUGAUUUGGUACAUAUGGGAGAAAUAGGUCUACAGUGUAACUGAACUGCUGAUUGAUCUUUCUAUAACUGGUAACUUUCCUAGCAGUUUUGCAUUAAAAAUCAAGAUGGAACCAGA